AUGGCCAACCAGAUCGCCCCGAAAGAAACAAGAACAGCCCCUCUGUUUUCUGCUAUUCCCGCGCAAGCGGCGAGCGGCAAGGCGGGAACGUCAGAAGCAUCAAUCAAUCCGGCCAAAUCGCCCACCCCCCGCCUCGUUCUUCUACCUUCCCGUUUCCCAACACCUAACUGGCCCAGCUCAAGCCACUGGUCAGACCAGGUCCAACAAAGAGCACCUCCGUCCCUCCCCUUCGUCAGCGACGGGCGCCCCCGACUCAACCAACAUCCAUCUCAGGCUGUCAGCUUCAGGAAUCUCGACUCGCCAUCCUGCCCUUCCCACCAUCGAGCUUUUAACAAGACCUUCCACACCCAAAGCUUCCGAACCAUUCCAGCCGCCAUGGCUUCCAAGGGAGUUUCUCUCCUGAAGUUCGUGGGAACUGUUUCCCUCGGUCUUCUGACUGGCCUGUCAUACUCCCUCUCGACCGUCACCGUUCCCUCGAUCCUCUCCCUCCCCUCCGCAUCCGACGCCCUCCGCGCCUUCAAGAACCUCUACCCCGGCGCGACCGCCCGCUUGCGCAUCCUGACCGGCGUCUCCGCCACCUCGUUCCUUCUUGCUUUCUUCCUUUCGCCGCGCGCCUUCCGCCAUCCCUACCUCGUCUACUCCUCCGUCCUCUGCCUGACCUCGGGCCUCGCCGAGCAAAUCACACCUUACAUCCUCAAGAGCUCCUCCGAGUCAUCCAAGCAGUCCAUUGCUGCCCGCCGACAGGCCAGUCGUGAGCGCGAGGAGGCCCGCAAGGCCGCCCGCCUCGCCCGCCAGGAAGCGCGCAUGGAGGCCAGCUAUGAGGUUCUCGGCGACGCGCACAGCGACGGCGCCGGCAGUGCGAGCGGUGACGAGGCCGCUGCCGCCGCUGCUAUCGAGGAGGAGGAGGCGCUGAACGGCGAGGAGGUCCGCGGCGAGGUCGAGAGCUUCAGGAAGACACAGCUCGUGCAGUCUGCCGUCGCCUCGUUCGGCUUCCUCUUGUCCGUCGUCGGCAUUUGGGGCGACGGCGCCAUCCAGGUCUUCCAGAGUGAGACCGCCAUCGUUGGCGUAUAA
Molecule: messenger RNA, 1071 nt
Organism: Colletotrichum higginsianum IMI 349063
Lineage: Eukaryota; Fungi; Ascomycota; Sordariomycetes; Glomerellales; Glomerellaceae
Exons: 2
Coding region: 1-1071 (356 amino acids)
Biological process (GO): autophagy of mitochondrion
Cellular component (GO): mitochondrion
Source: RefSeq, a predicted model, not a curated record